UGCAUGUUGGAUUUGUGGCCCCGUUUUCCCUCCAAUUGAUCCGUUUUGUUCCCCCACCCACGCGGACUCGCAUUUGUACUCAUAAGCGGCGCAUAAUGUCUCGCUGCGGACGCGCGCCGCCGACGCAGCGUUUGCUGGUCGUCAUCUUUUGUUUGAAAUUCUCGUUUGUCUUCGCGAUGGCGCAGCUGCGCUACUCCAUUCCCGAGGAAGGAACCGACGACGCGCUCGUCGGGAACGUUGCGAAAGAUUUGGGGUUGGAUGUGAGCGGACUCAACGCGCGGGGAUUCCGCGUGGUUUCCGGGCCGGCGGAACCUUUGUUUGCGUUAACAAACAUGGGCACGUUGAGAGUGAAAAGGAAAAUCGACCGAGAGGAGGUCUGUGAGCGAGUCAGCCCGUGUCUCGUCAACAUUAAGAUCGUUGUGGAGAAUCCCUUGGAGGUGCAUUAUGUCGCCGUGGAGGUUUUGGACGUCAACGACCACUCUCCCACCUUCCCCGACAACAAGACGCGCUUGGAGAUUUCGGAGUCUGCCCUGCCCGGUGCGCGAUUUCAGCUGCAGAGCGCUCACGACCCGGACAGCGACACGUUUUCAGUUCACUCGUACAAACUCAGUCAAAAUGAGCAUUUUCGCCUGGAGGUGAAAGACCGAGGGGAGGACGGCAAAAUUCCCGUUUUGUAUUUGCAUAAAGCGCUGGACAAAGAAAGUGCUGGCAGUCACCAACUGCUGCUGACGGCGCUCGAUGGUGGGAAGCCUCCGAGGUCGGGAAGCUCGCAGAUUGUCAUUCGCGUUUUAGAUGUAAAUGACAACAUGCCCGUUUUCACCUCCGAGUCCUACUCUGCGGUGCUGAAGGAAAAUGCCCCAAUUGGCACAACCAUCUUGCGAGUGAACGCCACAGAUUUAGAUGAGGGUCUCAACGGCGAGGUGGUCUACUCGUUCGGUCAGAAUGUUCAUCACAAAUUGCGCAAAGUUUUCGACGUGGAUGCAAACACUGGAGAAAUUACAGUGAAAGGACCGAUAGAUUUUGAGGCAAAGGACAAGUAUGAAAUUGAUAUUAAAGCAUCUGAUAAAGGGACAGCGCCCCUGGAAACAGAGAAAAGUGUGAAAAUAACUAUUGUGGACUUAAAUGACAACACCCCUGAAAUUGAAGUGACGUCACUUUCGAGUGCUAUUGCAGAGGAUUGCAAACCCGGGACCACCGUAGCUUUGAUAAGUGUCAACGAUAAGGACUCAGAGAGCUUCGGUCCAAGUACGACGUGACCAUCGUAGCGAAGGAUGCCGGCGAACCGCCUUUGUCCUCUCGCAACACAAUCAGUGUGACGGUGACAGAUGUCAACGACAACAGUCCAGAGUUUUCAAGUAGUC
Molecule: messenger RNA, 1361 nt
Organism: Syngnathoides biaculeatus (alligator pipefish)
Lineage: Eukaryota; Metazoa; Chordata; Actinopteri; Syngnathiformes; Syngnathidae
Product: protocadherin gamma-A11-like
Exons: 2
Coding region: 96-1256 (386 amino acids)
Biological process (GO): homophilic cell-cell adhesion
Cellular component (GO): plasma membrane
Molecular function (GO): calcium ion binding
Source: RefSeq, a predicted model, not a curated record